Limulus polyphemus (Atlantic horseshoe crab) is the source of this 3864-nucleotide messenger RNA. Its product is annotated as collagen alpha-1(I) chain-like. The record is from RefSeq and is a predicted model, not a curated record. Bases 326 to 3685 code for a protein of 1119 amino acids. The transcript has 29 exons. Lineage: Eukaryota; Metazoa; Arthropoda; Merostomata; Xiphosura; Limulidae.
UCCUAGGUGGCGUAGCGUUGCAUAUUUUGUAUGAUCUGACAAGCGCAGUUACAUACAUGAAGGUUUGCUUGAAAAAAAUUAGCGUGACUCAUAUGAUUAAAGAGCAUUUUUUCCCCAUUUUUUUAAUUUCUCGUAUACCUAUUUAAAUCCAGUUCCUUUCCGGGAUUCGAGAGUUGUUAAAGGAAAGCUGAAUUCCUUCUGUUUAUAAACAGAAACCCCACUUUAUGGAAGCUCUGCAUCCUUGUUCUCUUAGACAGCCAAAGAGAGUUGGAAACACUACUGUUUAUAAAGUAAGAAAAUCUUUAAUUUCAACGCAUCUGGUGUGAUGAUAACUCCAAGAACAACGCCGCGUCUCGUCUCCUGUGUGUGGACAUGCUUAGCACUAUGCCGUCCUGCGCAAAGAAUAACAGCUCAUGCGACCUAUUGUGUCUUAUUUCUUCUUGUUUUUAAGGGAGCUCUUCAACAGUUGAAGAUCUACAACAGUCCUGUAUUGGCAGAAGUUCAAUGUGAUGACAGGUUUUUGGAUUCAGGAAGUGGUGGUUUCUUUAGGCGUGGAGACAUAUAUUUUGAAGAUUUUGAAGAACUGUCUGAUUUUGAAGAAGAAGACGCUACGUUAUCUAGUGGAGAGGGAAGCGCAGCUGACUCUCAAGAUCCUCCUCCACCUCUUAUCACCCCUCCACCUCCAGAACCAGCUAUUGGAGAAACUGGACGACUGGGGCCUCCAGGACAAAAGGGAGAAACUGGACAAGAUGGACUAACUGGUCAGAAGGGUGAGCCCGGAAGAGUGGUCACAGUUCAUCCUCCUGUCGUAGCCACAGUUGCCACCAAAGGAGAGAAGGGAGAACGUGGAGACAUUGGGUUACCUGGUCCGCGUGGACUAAAGGGUGAUAAAGGCGAGUGUUUGACUGGCCCACCAGGGCCACCAGGACCAAGUGAACCACCUUUUACACACAUAUUUGGUAGUGGAUCUGGUGGUUGGAGUCCCAUUGACUUGGGAUCAGGAGAACAGGAUGGUUUUGUUUUUGGAAAAAAAUUAGAAGGAUCACCUGGACCUCCAGGACCACCUGGAUUGCCUGGACUACCAUGUACUUGUAAUGUUUCUUCAUAUACCAUUCCUGGACCUCGUGGGUUUCCUGGUGCACCUGGAAGAGAUGGUCAAAAUGGAUUGCCAGGAUUAAUCGGUUUGCCUGGUGUUAAAGGGGACACUGGAGCAGUAGGACAACCAGGGAGGAAGGGUGAUAAGGGUGAACCAGGACUCCCUGGAAUAAACGGAAUACAAGGAAAGAAAGGAGAGCCAGGUGUGGAUGGACUACCUGGAUCACCUGGACCUCGAGGUUUUCCUGGACCUCCUGGCCCCCCUGGAUUGCCAUCAUCUCCAAGAAAUAUUUUUGAAUUGGAUGGGUCUUUUUCUUCUGGAGCAUAUGGAGCUUCUGGUGAUGGUAUAUUUGGGUCACAUGCAGGAGAACCUGGUCCUAAGGGUAUUCAAGGUCCUCCAGGAGUCAGAGGACCCCCAGGUCCAAGAGGAAACAAAGGUUAUCCUGGAGAAAAAGGAGAACAAGGAAGCCAAGGUCCUAAAGGAGAGAAGGGUUUUUAUGGAGAACCUGGGGAGAAAGGAAACCAAGGAGUUCCUGGAAAGGCUGGAAUUCAAGGUUUUGCAGGACUACCUGGUAAAAAAGGAGAAAAAGGAGAAAAGGGAGAUGCAGGGCCGCCAGGAAUUGGGCUUCCUGGAUUACCUGGACUUAGUUUCUCUAAGGGUGAAUAUUCAUCUAUUGUUGGGCCAGUGGGUCCAAAGGGAGAUAAAGGAGAGCCAGGAGUAACUGGAGAACCUGGAUCUCCUGGACAACCUGGACUGCCUGGCCUAUUUGGAUUAAAGGGUGAACCAGGACCAAGGGGAUUUCCUGGAGAAUCUGGACCUGUGGGUUUGAAUGGAAAACCUGGUCCUCAAGGACCUCCUGGACCUCCUGGAGCAACCAAAGUAGUAACAGAGAAUGGGGUAGUCAAAGUAAUUGGAGAAAGAGGUGAGAAAGGGGAUAAAGGCAUUCGGGGCCGAAGAGGAAAACGUGGCCCUCCUGGACUCCCUGGUCCUCCAGGAAAGCAAGGACCCAUAGGAGAAAUUGGAUUUCCCGGAUUUCCUGGAAGGCCUGGUUUAAUAGGACCACCUGGACUAAAAGGAGAACCCGGGUUUGGUGAGAAAGGAGAUAAAGGAGAAGUAGGACCUCCAGGUCCACCAGGAAAAAAUUACUUUGGAAACAGAAUUGGAUAUGAAGACAACAGUCUUGGUGUAAGAUAUAGUCCAGGACUGAAAGGAGAAAAAGGAGAACCUGGACCAAAUGGUCCUAAAGGUCUUGCUGGACCUCCUGGACUUAAAGGUCAAAGAGGUCUUCCAGGAAUUCCAGGAACACCUGGACCUAAAGGAAAUUCAGGGCCACCGGGUCCUCCUGGACCACCUGGUAAAUUUUCAUCUGGAAAUCAAUUUGAAAAUUUUAUCCCAGUUUCUGGGCCUCCUGGACCCCCAGGUCCAAGGGGUUCCCCUGGAACAGUAAUUGAGGGUCUUCCUGGACCACCAGGCCCACCAGGGAUUGGUAAACCAGGGCCUCCAGGUCCUCCAGGACCUCCAGGUUCACAAUACUAUCCUAAAUGGCUUCAGAAUCCUGUAGGAGGAAGAGCUUACAGAAGGAAAAGAGGUUUUGCAAACAAAGGACUGUAUUAUAAACAAGGACCACCAGGACCACCAGGCCCUCCUGGUCCAUCAUCUACAAGAGAUGAUGACUAUGAUCAACCAAGCAUAGCACAUGUGGCUGUGACAUUUACCAACCAGGAAUUCUUGCUUCAAGCAUCUCACAAAAGUCCGCGUGGAACUCUUGCUUUUCUACUCGAUGAAGAUGCCCUGUUGGUGAAGGUUACACAAGGCUGGCAGUAUAUUCGACUUGGACCCAUCCUGCCUUCACCAAAACCAACAAUAGCACCAACUACGGGUUUUACCACAAAUAAACCAGGACCAACAAGUACAUAUAAUUUGGUGCUUGAGAAUAGCGGAAGGCUACGAAUGGCUGCCUUAAAUCAACCAAUGAAGGGGGACAUGCACGGCGUGAGAGGAGUAGAUUAUGACUGUUAUAGGCAAGCGAGACAAGCCAACUUACGAGGCACUUUUCGAGCCUUCUUAGCUUCAAAGGUUCAAGAUUUAAACAGUAUUGUCUACUAUAAGGAUAGAAAAUCCCCUGUUGUUAACAUCAAGGAGGAGGUGAUUUUCAAUUCUUGGAAAGACAUGUUUACAGGGAAUGGAGCGACGUUUCCAUUUCCUCCUCGGAUUUAUUCGUUUGAUGGAAGAAAUGUAUUAUUUGAUAACUUCUGGCCACAGAAAGUUGUGUGGCAUGGAUCCAACAAAUUUGGAGUUCGAGAUGAGAACAAUUACUGUGAAUCUUGGCAGAGCAGUAGCUUAACGAAUCAUGGAUUGACUAGUUCCUUGAUAAAGAAUCGUCUAUUAGGACAAGAAGAAUACUCUUGUAACAAUUCCUUCAUUGUUCUCUGCGUGGAGACCAUAAGUAGAAAGGAAAGCUUGCACAGGGAGAAGAGGAGCCUUAAGCAAGAAGGAGAAGAGAUGGAAAAGGAAUUAACGCCUGAGGAAUAUCGACAACUAAUAGAAGAUAUUGACAGGGAAGCUGGUGAAAAGAAAUUAAGAAACUGACUCAAAUGAAUAAACUUAUAAAUCUCUUACGUUUAUAAUUAUAUAAACGAAAGAGAGAGAGAAUGCAGAUAAUUUUGAAGUAUUUUAUUAGUUAUUGCUUAACAAAGUGCGAUAUUGAAGGAAGAAAAGAAAGUUGUUAUUUUGAAAAUGAAACACCGUAUAAAGAUGAUGUUAAGUUA